Molecule: messenger RNA, 1493 nt
Organism: Pistacia vera
Lineage: Eukaryota; Viridiplantae; Streptophyta; Magnoliopsida; Sapindales; Anacardiaceae
Exons: 15
Coding region: 235-1425 (396 amino acids)
Molecular function (GO): protein binding
Source: RefSeq, a predicted model, not a curated record
GCAAGUUUAAAUUUAAAUUUGUAAACAAGAAAUUUAACCGUUGAGAUGUGGAAACGGUCCAAAUCCGGAGCUAACCCGACCCGACAACUCACCACAAAAGACACAGAAAACAAGCCAACCUUAUCCCUCCUUAUACCCAAAACACAGAUAUUAUUUCUUAUUUUUGCGGCGAAACAGGAUGUUUAGUAAUUUACUGAAUUUUUAUUUUUGAAUUUAAAAUAAAAUUUCGCCAGCAUGACCGUAAUUUCUGCGACAGCAGCAACUGGGUUUCUCACAUUUCGUGUGAAAUGCUGUGAUUCGAAACCAUCUCGAGGUUUUGGUUCCAAAAAAGACAAGGCGAACAAAGCCAGUAGUUCAAGGGAGGAGAAGGGUGGGGCGGUACAACAAAAAAGGAAAUUGGUAACAAAACAGUCUGGUCCUCUACCUACACAGGCGCCUGUUUUAAGUUUUCAGUUUGCUGUAAAAUCUAACAUCAAAUCUUUGGACGUUGACUUUGAGGAACGGCUGGCAGCAAUUAAAAGGUCAGCAGUUGAGCAGAAAAAGGAAGAGAAAGAAAGAGAAUUUGGAGCAAUUGACUAUGAUGCACCAAUUGAGUCAGAUAAGAAAACAAUUGGACUUGGUAUCAAGAUUGGAGUAGGAGUAGUUGUCCUGAUCUUUGGUUUGGUUUUUGCUCUUGGAGACUUUCUUCCCACGGGAAGUGUUAGUGAAACCGAGGAAGCUAGGGUUGUUGACAAGAAACUGUCUGAAGAAGAGAAGACUACUCUUCAGACUAGGCUGAAACAAUAUGAAGCAAUACUCAGUGUCUCUCCAAAAGAUCCAACUGCCCUUGAAGGAGCUGCAGUGACAUUGGCAGAAUUAGGAGAGUACACUCGGGCUGCCUCACUCCUCCAGGACUUGGGGAAGGAGAAACCAACCGACCCUGAUGUUUUCCGUUUGCUUGGGGAAGUUAAAUAUGAACUUAAGGAUUAUGAAGGGAGUGUUGCUGCAUAUAGGGUUUCUACAAUGGUUUCAAAGGACAUCAAUUUUGAGGUUCUUCGGGGCUAUACAAACUCACUGCUUGCUGCUAAGAAACCAGAUGAGGCUGUUCAAUUCCUUCUGGCCUACCGCGAACGUCUGAGUUCGGAAAAAUCAAAUGAUCUUAAUGUUAAGGCUGACGGCAAUGAGGAGGAACUGCAAAAAGUUGACCCCAUUCAAGUUGAACUCCUUCUUGGGAAAGCCUAUUCAGAUGGGGGUCGUGUUAGUGAUGCUGUAGCUGUUUAUGAUGGGCUCAUUUCUAGCUAUCCAAAUGACUUUCGCGGUUACUUAGCAAAGGGAAUUAUUUUGAAGGAGAACGGAAGUGCUGGAGAUGCAGAGAGGAUGUUUAUCCAAGCUCGGUUUUUCGCACCAGAGAGAGCAAAAGCACUUGUAGAUCGUUAUUCAAGAUAAUGACUGCUUUAUGUAAGUACAUCUGUUGUAAAUCUUCUCAUCAUGCCUUCUUCGACCAUUUGAUUUUA